Messenger RNA from Ictalurus punctatus (channel catfish), 1506 nucleotides. Its product is annotated as caspase-6. Gene Ontology annotation, cellular component: cytoplasm. The coding region runs from base 76 to 864 and encodes 262 amino acids. Gene Ontology annotation, biological process: proteolysis; apoptotic process. The transcript has 7 exons. Lineage: Eukaryota; Metazoa; Chordata; Actinopteri; Siluriformes; Ictaluridae. The record is from RefSeq and is a predicted model, not a curated record.
GUGCAUUAUGUACGCAAGAACUCCACCCCAUAGUUCAUUUGUUUAGUGACAGGCUUCGGUACCUGAAGAGAGAAAAUGUCUGGGACAGGUGCGCAAAGUAAAAGUAAAACUGAUUCACCAAUGGAGUACAAGAUGGACCACAAGAGGCGAGGCAUGGCACUCAUCUUCAACCAUGAAAAUUUUCACGGUUUAAAGGAACGCCGCGGCACAAAUAAAGACAGAGACAAGCUCACAGAAAGAUUUCAAGGCUUAGGGUUUGAAGUGAAUUGUCACAAUGACAAAAGUAAGGCAGAGGUGCUAAAGGAAAUACGCAAAGCUGCCGCAGCCAACCACGCAGAUGCUGACUGCUUCGUCUGCAUUUUCCUAACUCAUGGGGAAGAAGGGAAAAUUAAUGCCUAUGAUGAUAAGAUUAAGAUUAAGGAAAUAACAGAUUACUUCAGAGGAGAUCAGUGCAAUAGCCUUGUAGGGAAGCCCAAGAUCUUCAUCUUCCAGGCGUGUGCUGGUGACAAAUAUGAAGAUGCUGUGACCGGCAUGAUGGCAGGGGACAGUGAUGAUGAGGAAGAGGUGGAGGAAGCAGCUAACAUCUACACCAUCCCAGCAGGGGCAGACUUCCUCAUGUGUUACUCUGUAGCAGAGGGAUUCUAUUCAUUCCGUGAUAUAAAUUCUGGAUCAUUCUACAUUCAGGAUUUGUGUGAAACGGUGCAACAGUAUGGCUCAACUAUGGAGUUCACCGAGCUACUAACACUGGUCAACCUGAAGGUUUCCCGACGUACUGCAAGUGGUCAGAAUUUUAAGAAUAAAAAACAAAUGCCCUGCUUCACCUCCAUGCUGACUAAAAAAGUCUACUUUGGGUCCAAGAAAUAGUAAAGCACCCACACAGUACAUUACUUUUCACCAUUACUCACUUAAUGAUAAAUAAACAUUAUUGGUCUUAUUAGUGUUUUUUCCCCUAACAUUUUACAAGGAAGAUAUCAAAAUUAUAUAUAUAUAUAUAUAUAUAUAUAUAUAUAUAUAUAUAUAUAUAUAUAUAUAUAUAUAUAUAUAUAUAUAUAUUAUUUAUGAUAUAUCUAAUUCUGACAACACUUAAGAGAAUUACAAUAUUGACCCACUAAAUCAGUUACAGCUACUUUUAUAGAAAAUUAGAUUUGAGAAUUCAACAGCGUUGACUGGUAUAAAAAGCUAAUAAUGCACUGUGAUUAAGAUAGACAUUAUCCUUAGUAAUCUAAUUACAUCUGACUACUGCAAACCUGUAUAUUUAAACAUUUUUUUUAAACUUUCAUUAUUUUCUAAUUAUAGACAAUUAAUUGUAAUCAUUAAUGAAUGUUGUUCAACAUGUUCAGGAUUAGAUCUGUCAAUCCUAUGUUCAUAGAUUUUGCAAAGCAAGUAAUUGCUUUCAUUUUCUCUUGUACUGUAAUAAAGUUUCUUAGGGUUUGUUUUACACAUUUAUACGAUUUGCUGGUGAAUCAAAGAUUAAAGUCUUUUGACAUCCAGAGUAAAAAAAGAGAA